GAGCCGGGGCGGGGCUUCAAGCGAGAGGGAGGGAAGCCGGAGAAAGGAUAAAAAAGGGAGCGGAGCUGGCGCCUACGGUGGCCGAAGAGGGACGCGCCGAGCCGGAGGCUGCAGGAUGAUGCGAUUCAUGCUGCUGUUCAGCCGGCAGGGGAAGCUGCGGCUGCAAAAAUGGUACCUGGCCACAUCGGACAAGGAGCGAAAGAAGAUGGUUCGGGAGCUUAUGCAGGUGGUUCUGGCUCGAAAGCCCAAGAUGUGCAGCUUCCUGGAGUGGAGGGACCUCAAAGUUGUCUAUAAGAGAUAUGCCAGCCUCUACUUCUGCUGCGCCAUCGAGGGCCAAGACAAUGAGCUCAUCACGCUGGAGCUGAUCCAUCGAUAUGUGGAGCUCCUGGACAAAUACUUUGGCAGCGUGUGCGAGCUGGACAUCAUCUUCAACUUUGAGAAGGCCUACUUCAUCCUGGAUGAGUUCUUGAUGGGGGGUGAUGUCCAGGACACCUCCAAGAAGAGUGUGCUGAAGGCUAUUGAGCAGGCAGACCUGCUCCAGGAGGAGGACGAGUCGCCGCGCAGCGUGCUGGAGGAGAUGGGUCUGGCCUAGCCCUGCCCGGGCCGCGUGGAGAUGCGGGGAGCCGGUGGAGAGGCAGGGCCUGAGUGGCCCUUUGCUCGGAGGGAGCCACCUGCCCCUCCUCUGCUGCCUCACCUUCUUUUGGAGCGAGCUGUGGGCUCAGGACCCUCUAACAUUCCCUCCCUCCACCCCAGACCUCUUGUUUCCCCUUUUCCCACCGAAGGUUUUAGGAGCUAGGAGGUAGGAAAAUGUGACCAAGACGGGGGUGCUAUUUGGCUUUCAUUCCCUGCCUUUGAAGAACUAAUGUGACCCCCAACUUCCUCCCCUCCCUUAGAACUGUAAAUAUAUAAAUACAUCAGGUUAAAGGGGAAAGGUUUUCAGGGCUCCUCUCUGCUCCCUGCCCCGUAACCUACCUCCACCCCUCCCCGCAGCCAGCCAGGGCAGCUUCUCUGCCCAGGAGGGGGGCUUCCGUGUAGUGAGAGGGAAGUCCUUUCCCCUUCCCGGCCCCCUCCCCUUCCUUCCUGGCUGCAAUGGGGCCUCUGUCCAGUGUGGGGGAGGAACAACAUAGUUAAUUUUUUUCUAACCUUGCCACUCUGAGGGAAGGGAGGAUUGGGGGAGGGGCAGGCUUUAUGGGAGACUGGGCCCCGUGCCUCCUUCACUCCGAGUUCUGGGUGAGGCAGGAGCUAAGGGGGUGGGGUGGGGGAAGUGUCUGACUUUUUUUCCUUUCCUCUGAAAUAAAAGGAAAAGCAUUUCUGGA
This is a messenger RNA of Equus quagga, 1316 nucleotides long. It is a transcript of the gene AP1S1, whose product is annotated as adaptor related protein complex 1 subunit sigma 1. Gene Ontology annotation, biological process: vesicle-mediated transport; intracellular protein transport. The transcript has 5 exons. The record is from RefSeq and is a predicted model, not a curated record. The coding region runs from base 116 to 592 and encodes 158 amino acids. Gene Ontology annotation, molecular function: clathrin-cargo adaptor activity. Gene Ontology annotation, cellular component: AP-1 adaptor complex; intracellular membrane-bounded organelle; membrane coat. NCBI's taxonomy places the organism in Eukaryota, Metazoa, Chordata, Mammalia, Perissodactyla, Equidae.